Messenger RNA from Prunus armeniaca (apricot), 279 nucleotides. NCBI's taxonomy places the organism in Eukaryota, Viridiplantae, Streptophyta, Magnoliopsida, Rosales, Rosaceae. The record is from the annotation of a GenBank genome assembly.
AUGGCCUCUCGCUGCAGAUCUUUUUCAAAGCCGGCUUUCUCUUUUCUCAAAUCCACGGUGAACAAGCCGACGGUCAAACCCAGACCUAUGUCUUCUCUCCCCACAACCCGCCCUUCCCUCACACUCUCAAGGCCAACACCUCAGUUGGGUUCUCUGCAAUCUUUACUUCCAUUUCACUCGGCGGUCUCUUCAGCUCGGCUCACGUCGUGCCUCGGCAUUGACUCGAGGAGCUCGAGGUCGUUGUCUCAGGGUAUGCUUGGUGCAAACCCAGGAGUUUGA